AUGGCUGUUGGUGAAGGAUCAACACCACCACCAUUAACAAGGAAGACAAUCGAUGUAUCAUCACCUUAUUUUCUCACUUCUGCUGAUCACCCUGGAUUAAACUUCGUUGGAGAGAAUCUUCUCCAUGACGGUAACUACAGUGAUUGGAAGAAUGAGAUGAUGAAUGCCUUGUUUGCCAAAAACAAGGUUGAAUUCAUUGACAACUCCCUUCCCAUGCCAGAAGAAGGAUCUGCAGAUUUGAUGAACUGGAAAAGAUUUAAUGCCAUGGUAAGAGGUUGGCUUGUUAGCGCUAUGGAAAAGGAGAUUAAGAGCAAUGUAAAAUACGCUUCUACUGCUCGUGAUAUUUGGCCGGAACUUGAAGAAAGAUUUGGAAGAGAGAAUGCUCCAAGAGCAUAUGAACUAAGAAGGACGAUAACCACAAUCCGCCAGGAAAAUAUGACAGUAUCAGGGUAUUACACAAAGCUGAGAGGAAUUUGGGAUGAAGUACAAUCAAUUAAUCCGUUACCAGCAUGCACCUGCCAAGGUUGCAAGUGUGAAAUCACAAAAGAGAUUGCAAGAUCAAGGGAAAAGGAGCGCUUGUAUGACUUUUUGAUGGGACUUAAUGAAGAAUUUGGUGCCCUAAGGACACGAAUUCUGAGUACUGAUCCUCUACCAACACUAAACAAUGCAUACCAUCUACUGAGUCAGGAUGAACAACAGAAAAAGAUUGGCGCUUCUUGA
Molecule: messenger RNA, 720 nt
Organism: Lactuca sativa (garden lettuce)
Lineage: Eukaryota; Viridiplantae; Streptophyta; Magnoliopsida; Asterales; Asteraceae
Source: RefSeq, a predicted model, not a curated record